Messenger RNA from Neospora caninum, 1041 nucleotides. RefSeq names its product SRS domain-containing protein. The record is from RefSeq and is a predicted model, not a curated record. The coding region runs from base 1 to 1041 and encodes 346 amino acids. The transcript has a single exon. Lineage: Eukaryota; Apicomplexa; Conoidasida; Eucoccidiorida; Sarcocystidae. Gene Ontology annotation, cellular component: membrane.
AUGAGGCGACUGUUGUAUUUUGAGGACGUUUUCCCUUUCUGCCUUGCCAUUCUCUUGGCGGGCGGCUUCCUGGAGCCGAUUUUCUCCCAAGAAUCUGGGGACAUCUCUUCGAGCACCGGGCAACCACAGACCUGCGACAGCCAAGAGCGGGGACCUGGCUCGCUUGCCUCAAACCUUGAUUUGACUCUCAGCCCCGAUUCCGACAGCAUUUCGUUCAAGUGUAGUUCGACUCAAAAAACAACGAUAGCACCGGAAAAAGAGCAAGUGUUCACAAAUCCGGCGUGCUCACGGCCUGUAACGCUGACGUCGUUGUUUACUGGUGCUAAGUUAGCUGAAGACGGGAGUGAAGAGGGAAAGAAAACGUACACACUGACUAUCCCAAAUGACUCACGCAAAGCGACAGAGCAGGAACUGUUCUACAAAUGUACCGUGCAGGCAGACGACAGUGACAAAAAAGUGAGUGUUUACACAUCAGCUCAAGCUGGAACCGAGUGUACGGUCAAAAUUACCGUUGCGGGUGUCAAAAAAGAGCCUGCACCUGAGCACGGUGACGAGCAACAAACAACUAUCAUCGAAUGUGCCAGUACUGAGGCCACCAAGGAGGCGAGUGUAUCUGCAGAAUCUCCUCUCAGCUUCAGAUGUGGAACGGGACUCACCCUCCAGCCGGAAGCGUUGACAAACGCCUUUGAUGGACAGGACGGGGCGUGCGCCACUGAAGUUGCCCUGCAGACUCUCGUCGAUGCCACAUUAAAAAAGACCGAAACAAACGGCGCAGAUGCCGUCAAGCCAGUGUACCAGCUUGCCGUUCAGACGACUCCAUCUGUAGACACAGCUUUUUGCUACAAGUGUGCACCGGCAUCUGGUAACUCCGACAGCAGGACCACAUCGGCAGAAGGAUCUACUGAGGGUACGUGCCUUCUUAAAGUAUCUGUGAAGGGGAGCGCAUCUUCUGCAUCUGCAAGGCGGAAAGCUGCUCAGGGGGGAGUCGCUAUGUUUGUUGCAGCACAAAUAUUGCUCGGUCUUCAGUUCGCCUUGGUUUGA